UUUGGGAUUUCCUUGGGAAGAAAAACCCUUGUUCCCAAAGAUGGCUCAGAAAAUCCCUAUGAGCCAGGCUGAUCCUAUGAGUGGAAAGUCUUCUGCCGGUCCAAGAGGUCCUUUGGUGCUGUGGAAUCAUCUAGAGAACAAGGGGCCACGAGACACAGCAGGGGAAGCAGAAAGAAAAGGGUCCUACGCUGGCAAGCCUGGGGCUCCUGGAGAAGUCUGGGAACAGGCCACGCAGAACAUUCUGGAAGAAGAAGCCAAUUGGGUUGCACAACAUCACCAUAUCCGUCAGUUCUGCUACCAAGAAGCUGAAGGGCCCCGAGACAUUUGCAGCCGUCUCUACUAUCUCUACCAUCAGUGGCUCAAGCCAGAAAUACACACAAAAGCACAGAUGCUGGACUUGGUGAUCCUGGAGCAGUUCCUGACCAUCCUUCCUCCGGAAGUGGAAAACUGGGUCCGGGAGUGUGGAGCGGAGACCAGUUCCCAGGCGGUGGCCCUUGCAGAAGGCUUUCUCCUCAACCAGGCCGAACAGAAGAGGCUGGAAGAGCUGCAGGAACCCUUCAUGGAGAAGUUUACUGGACCCUCUAAAACACGGGGAGAUACGUCAUUUCAGUCUCAAGAUCUGGUCUUCCGAGGCGUAUCCCAGGAGGAUACAGAGUUAGGGAAUGGAAUGAGGCCGAUGGUCCCUGUGCAAACACCUCUUCUUUCUCGGGGUGCAGAAACCACGAUUGUACUUCCAGCUCAGGAAGAAGUGGGGAUCCAUUUCACGAAGGAGGAAUGGGCCCUUCUGGAUUCCAGCCAAAGAGCUCUGCAUGGAGAGGUCAUGAUGGAGACAUCAAGGAUCUGGGCCUGUCUUAGAGCUGAACGAGGGAUAAAGAGCUAUAAGGGGCCACAUCUGGCAGAGCCAACCAGAAAAAAUGAAAUAGCUGAAGAGGCAUUUUGCAGUCCAUCAAAACCAACAAGAGAUGACGGGAACCAUCUAAAAUACAGAGAAGAGAAAGCUGCUGCUUCUCCUCACGCUGAAAUCCACAACGUCCAAAUCCAAUCAGAUUCAAAAGGAGAAAGAACAGAAAAGUGUCAGUUUUGUGGUGAAAGAAUAAUUGAUAAAACAGAUUCGUGUAAAUGUUGUGGCACCCAGAAUAAAAAGGAACAAUAUGGAGGCGCAGGAUCCAGAAAAGAUGACAAUUGCCCCAAUCCCCUGACUGUCACUUACUACAUAGGAGAGAAAUCAUAUCACUGCACGGAGUGCGGAAGGAGCUUCCGACAGAACUAUCAUCUCAGUUACCACAAACAAACCCACACAGGGGAGAAACCCUAUAAAUGCAGCGAAUGUGGGAAAGGAUUCACCCUCAGCAGUGGCCUGACUUCCCAUAAAAGGAUCCACACAGGAGAGAAAUCUUUUAAAUGCUUGGAGUGUGGAAAGAGCUUCUGCAGGAACAGUUCCCUGAUUUCCCAUAAAAAGAUCCACAUACAGGAGAAACCAUGCUCCGAUGGGUGGCAUGACAAUCCAUUCAAGCAAACGUACAUCAGUCAAAAGUGCAUCAUUUUCUCCCAGCUGGUUUUUAACCUCUAUCAUGGCCAUGCUCCAAAAUGUGGGAAGACCAUGACAAAAAAAAUGCAAAGAAAAAUGCAUGAAGAAUACCCAGCAGAGGAAGGACAUCGACAAGUUCCUCGCCCUGAGACCACUGGAGAAAAAAUCGGACCAAAGAACCUAGAGGAAGAAGCGGUCGAUUUGCACGCUCAGUGCCAAUGUUUCAGAGCCUUCCGAUAUGAGGAGGCCAAGGGACCCCGAGAGCUUUGCAGCCAGCUCCACCUGCUUUGCGCUCGGUGGCUGAAACCAGAAAGGAUCACCAAAGCAGAGAUGCUGGACCUGGUGAUCCUGGAGCAGUUCCUGGCCAUCCUGCCCCUGGAAAUGAAGAGCUGGGUCCAGGAGUGUGACCCAGAGACCAGUUCCCAGGCGGUGGCCUUGGCAGAGGGCUUCCUCCUGAACCACGGAGAGGAACCAAAGCAGGAGAAAUUGCAGGGAACCUUUGUGAGAGUGACCUCUGAAAGCCUCAAGGCAAGAGAACAUCCAUCUCAGGAGCUAAUCUUCAACAAAAUUUCCUCAGAAUAUCCAAGUCAGAAUUUCUUAACAGGGAGAAAAACAACAUCCCCCGUGUUUGCAGAAUCAGAUCCUUUUGAUAAAGCAAAACCAGCAUCUAUUCCUGUAGCUCUGGGUAGCGUGUCCUUCCAAGACAUAGCUGUCCUUUUUACCGAAGAAGAGUGGGCUUUAUUGGACCCCCAUCAAAAAGCCUUGCAUAGUGAGGUCAUGCAGGAGAAUUCAAGAAAUGUGGUUUCUCUAGGUGAUGGGCAAGAGAAUAAGAAUAAUGAGAAGGCAAGGAUGUUUCCAUUGCAAACAGUUAAGAAUGAAGGACAAGAAGAGAUGUUUCAAAAUAUGUGGAGACCAGAACAAGAUGACGACAACCAGCCAAGCAAUCAGGGUGAGACAUUCUCAAGUACUUUAAAUAUGGAAAUACAGGACUUCCAGAUUCCAAAAAAUCAGAAGGAAAAGAAAAAGGGAGAGAAUUCAGGGUAUGGAGAACAAUUCAAAGAUAAACCUGAUAGAAACAAAGAUUGCCGGAUCCACCCAAAAGCAAAAGGUUGUGAACGUAGAGACCGUGUAAAGAAUUACUACGAGAACUCCCCUCUGAUGUUAUAUCAGAGCAUCUCCACCGAAAACAAACCAUAUCAAUGCACGGAGUGUGGAAAAACUUUUAGCCAUUCCAGUUCCCUCACUUCCCAUAAAAGGAUCCACACGGGGGAAAAGCCGUACCAAUGUACUGAGUGCGGAAAAAGCUUUCGACGCAAUACCGACCUUACCUCUCACAAAAGGGUCCACACGGGUGAGAAACCCUUCAAAUGUACAGAGUGCGGAAAGAGUUUUACAAUGAGCAGCAACCUGAACCUGCAUAAAAGGAUCCACACAGGCGAGAAACCCUUCAAAUGCAUGGAGUGUGGAAAGAGCUUCAUUCAAAGGGGCCACCUCACUUGCCACAUGAGAAUCCACACCGGGGAGAAGCCAUACAUGUGCGUGGAGUGUGGAAAAACUUUCAGGUGGAGCAGUCACCUGCCUAACCACAUGAGGAUCCACACAGGGGAGAAACCAUACAGUUGCACGGACUGUGGAAGGUGCUUCAGAGAACGCAGUGCCUUUCAGGCCCAUCGAAGGAUCCACACGGGGGAGAAGUCUUUAAAGUGCACAGAAUGCGGGAAGACUUUCAGGGGCAGCACAGAUCUCACGAUCCACAAAAGGAUCCACACGGGGGAGAAACCCUACAAAUGCUUGGAGUGCGGGAAGAGUUUCAUUAGAAGCAGUCACCUGUCUUCCCAUAAAAACAUCCACCCAGGAGAGAAGCCGUUUAAAUGUCUUGAGUGCGGAAAGAGCUUUACUCAAAGCUGUUACCUCACCUACCAUAAAAGGAUCCACACGGGGGAAAAACCUUACAAAUGUCUGGAGUGUGGAAAGAGCUUCAGCAGGAGCAGUCACCUUUCUUACCAUAGAAAUAUCCAGCACGGGGGGAAACCUCAUAAAUGUAUGGAAUGUGGGAAAAACUUUACUCAGAGCUGUUACCUUCUGUCCCAUAAAAGUAUCAAGGAAAACCCAUAAAAGUAUUAGCAGUGUUCUGCAUCAUCUUGUCUUUAUGUUUUUUGUAAGCUGUCUUGAGUGGUUAUAGAAAUAGAAAGGCAUGGUAUAAAUGUAAUCAUCAAUAAAAAU
Messenger RNA from Thamnophis elegans (Western terrestrial garter snake), 3751 nucleotides. RefSeq names its product zinc finger protein 429-like. The coding region runs from base 41 to 3643 and encodes 1200 amino acids. The record is from RefSeq and is a predicted model, not a curated record. The transcript has 11 exons. Gene Ontology annotation, molecular function: DNA-binding transcription factor activity, RNA polymerase II-specific; RNA polymerase II cis-regulatory region sequence-specific DNA binding. NCBI's taxonomy places the organism in Eukaryota, Metazoa, Chordata, Lepidosauria, Squamata, Natricidae. Gene Ontology annotation, biological process: regulation of transcription by RNA polymerase II.